AAAAUUAAUAAUUAAUUUUUCAUCUAUUGUUGAAAGCAUUACAAGUCGAUAUCAAUCAAGCCCAACAAAAAAUAAUCGAGAACCAAAGUCAUGGAGAGGAGUAAAGAGGAGUGCUAUGAAGAAGAAAACUUAGAUUACGGCAUAGAGCCACAGUCUGCGAUGAAAAGGAAGAAGAACAAGAGCAAGAACACAAGGCGGUUUAGCGACGAACAAAUCAGCUUGUUGGAGUCUAUAUUCGAAGCAGACUCGAAGCUCGAGCCAAGGAGGAAGGUGCAGUUGGCAAGAGAGCUUGGGCUGCAACCUCGCCAGGUUGCAAUAUGGUUUCAGAACAGAAGAGCUAGAUGGAAGUCCAAACAGAUAGAGCAGGAUCUCAGAAGUCUCAGAGAAGAUUAUGACAAGUUAGCAUCUCGGUUUGAAUCUUUGAAGGAGGAGAAGCAGUCUUUGCUUAUGCAGUUGCAGAAGUUACACGAUCUUGUGGGAACAUCUCGCGAUGGCGCCCCUCCCGAAGAUUCUCUCGCAAAUCAGACGGCAGAUGGAUCGAGUUACAAAGAAGGGAAUUGUAAGACUAGUGCUCGAGUAAGACUAGAAGAGGCAUUGGAGCAGAGAGGAGCCAUAGAUUCACAUACAAGCCAUGAUGUUGGUGGGGAGUUUGGAGAUGAAAUACACGAUCUUCUGAACAUUGGUCAAUUGGAUGCCUCUCUGACACCUCAAGGAUUGCAUAGGUUGGAUUCAGGCAACAUUCUGGUUGAUCGUUGUAAUUCACACUGGUUAAAUUUCUGGACCUGAAAUUUCCAACCCCCCCACCCCGCACAUAAAAGUUUGGUGUAAUUGGUGUGGAAUUUUUCUUGUAAUCCAUGUACUGAGGUCAACUAACAGCUUCUAUCGACGUCAAACAGUAA
Messenger RNA from Malus domestica (apple), 899 nucleotides. It is a transcript of the gene HD16, whose product is annotated as homeobox-leucine zipper protein ATHB-12-like. The record is from RefSeq and is marked provisional. Gene Ontology annotation, molecular function: DNA-binding transcription factor activity, RNA polymerase II-specific; sequence-specific DNA binding. Gene Ontology annotation, biological process: positive regulation of DNA-templated transcription. Gene Ontology annotation, cellular component: nucleus. Lineage: Eukaryota; Viridiplantae; Streptophyta; Magnoliopsida; Rosales; Rosaceae.